Rhodofomes roseus is the source of this 842-nucleotide messenger RNA. RefSeq lists its product as uncharacterized. NCBI's taxonomy places the organism in Eukaryota, Fungi, Basidiomycota, Agaricomycetes, Polyporales, Fomitopsidaceae. The record is from RefSeq and is a predicted model, not a curated record. Bases 215 to 781 code for a protein of 188 amino acids. The transcript has a single exon.
UGUCAAUGACAUCACGUGAUCGCGUCCUGGGCUGGAGGCUGACAACGGAACGUCAGUCGCAGUCAGAAUCCCAUCCAGCAGCGUCGCCCGGGCUGACACACUCGCUAGCGUAUAUGAAGGCCUCGGGGGGACAUAGAAUCGCCACCUCACUCAUCCCUCCUACCUUCAUCGCCCCGCCGCUCUCCCUUGCAAGUCCGUCUCUUAGGCUACGUCAAUGUUCAACAUUGUAGUGAGUAUCUCUGUACUGUCUCGCCCACACUCACUGUAUGCCUCCAUUCCCAUUCAGUCAAUGCUGAAGCGCUUGGUAUUGGGUCUGGCGGCGAGUACCUCACCAUCGUCUAGAAACGUAUACCACACAGGUAGUGGUGAGUGGGUUUCGUUUGAUCUCGGUUUCUGGUCUGGGUUUGGUGGUCUGGGUUCAGUUUCUUUUUUUGCGGCGCCGAAAGGCUGUUGUCCGCUCACCCUCGUGCCGAGAGGCUGCGUGUGGUGUCGCCCCUGUGCCGAGAGGCUGCGGGAGGCUAUAAUGGUUCUCGGUCUCCACCUCUGUCUCGGGUCACGGUCCUCACCUGUAUCUCCUCAUCACCCAUGUGUCGACCCUCCUUCCUGUCCACAUACCUCCGCUCCUGUCUUCGUAGUUAGAAACCCUGUGAUGCCUGUGCAGUCUGUACCAUUGACGGUUCAGACACGCUCCAGUCGGGGUGUGUCAGCCGUUAGUGGUUCAGACCGUCAGUGGUAUUCGCACUUAUUGUUACUGUUACAAGGAGCACGUCAGCAUAAAUAACACACGUGCAACAGAACGUACUUCCCGAACCAGAACUAUGAAUGCCAUGGUAGCCGUCUGG